Ricinus communis (castor bean) is the source of this 2282-nucleotide messenger RNA. RefSeq lists its product as uncharacterized. The record is from RefSeq and is a predicted model, not a curated record. NCBI's taxonomy places the organism in Eukaryota, Viridiplantae, Streptophyta, Magnoliopsida, Malpighiales, Euphorbiaceae. The transcript has a single exon. Bases 601 to 2100 code for a protein of 499 amino acids.
CUCUAACGCAAAAACCAGCUGCUACUGCAACUGCUCACUCUCUUUUUAUGUCCUUCUAUAUCUCUCUCUCUCUCAGUUCAUCCAUUUUAACGCCACCACUCCCUUGACUCUUUUCUUUUUUCUCCCUCUUUCUCUCUCUCUUAACUUUCUACAUUGUAAAGCCUGAAUAUACGCACCAAAUUAUAUACUAUUUUUUUUUUUUUUUUUUCUUGGUAUUCAGAAAGGAGUUUGCUUUUUCAGGGCUUACCCCGUUGAUGGUACGUUUCAUCAAGUUUAAUCUUUCAGUUCUUGGAGUUUUCAACCAUUAUAUUUUCUGGGUUUUGUCCUAACUUUCAGUUUAUCUACUGGGUAUGUUUUCUUUACUUCGUUUACGCCAAGAUAGCACCUCUUAAUGAUAUUCUUCUACUCAUGAAAGUGCUAACCUUAUAUAAUCAUGCAUUUUCUGAACUGGGUUUUCUUUGUUUUUUGAGUGUCUGUGAAUCCAAUAGGGAAGUCUAUAUUGUAGAGAAGUAGACAAAGACCUUUCUUUCGUUCUCUCUCUAUCUCUUUUUCUUUUUGGGUUCAUUUGGUAUUUGGAGAAUAGGGAAAGAUUUUGGUUUGAUGGUACACAACGGUUUACCUGGUGGGAUAUUUUCUGGCAUGGGAUCAGGAUUGUUAGGACUAGAAAUGCCACUACACCAACAACAGCAGCAGCAGCAGCAGAAUCCUCAAAACCCACAGAACACUCAUCAAAUACACCACCCACAAAUGGUAGCUUAUGCUCACAACCAUGAGUCUGAUCACAACCCACAAUCACAACAAUCUGUUAAACAUGCCUACAACCCAUAUUCCUCCUUAAAUCCAAAGCCACAAUCACCACUUAGUGAUGAAGAUGAGCCUGGUUUUACUGGAGAUGAUAGCACAGGUGAUGGGAAAAGGAAGGUCUCUCCAUGGCAAAGAAUGAAGUGGACUGACAGUAUGGUUAGGCUUCUUAUAAUGGCAGUGUUUUAUAUCGGUGAUGAGGCUGGAUCUGAAGGGAAUAACGAUCCCAGUACUGGCAAGAAGAAGGCAGGUGGUGGAUUAUCACAGAAGAAAGGGAAAUGGAAAUCAGUUUCAAGGGCAAUGAUGGAGAAAGGGUUUUAUGUAUCUCCACAACAAUGUGAGGACAAAUUCAAUGACUUGAAUAAGAGAUAUAAGAGGGUUAAUGAUAUACUUGGCAAAGGAACAGCUUGCAAGGUGGUUGAGAAUCAAAGUUUACUUGAGACAAUGGAUUUGUCACCAAAAAUGAAGGAAGAGGUGAAAAAAUUGUUGAAUUCUAAGCACUUGUUUUUUAGAGAAAUGUGUGCUUAUCAUAAUAGUUGUGGUCAUGGCUCAAAUGGGAUUGCGUCUGGUACAAAUCAUUCGCCAGAAAUAGCCACAGAUCAAUCUCAUCCUCAACAUCAGCAAGCAUCUCACCUUCAGCAACAAAGGUGCUCUCAUUCAACUGAAAAUGCCCAAUUUGCUACUAUUUCCAGGACUGAAGCAGAGGGAUCGAAAAUGGCCAAAAGAAUACGCAACGAAGAAGAUGAUGAAGAGGAUUAUGAUGAGAGUGAUGAGGAUGAAGACGAAGACGAGGAUGACGAGGAUGAGGCAAUAGAAGGCACUUCGAGGAGUCAAAACAGGCAUGGACAUGAGGACGAAGAGGAUCACGAGGAAAAACCUGCUCAAAAAAGGCAAAGAACAGGAGUGCAUUCUUUAUCAUCAUCUUUGAUGCAGCAACUGAACAGUGAAUUGAUGGGGGUGAUCCAAGAUGGAGCAAAGAGUCCAUGGGAGAAGAAGCACUGGAUGAAGCUGAGAUCAAUGCAGUUAGAAGAGCAGCAAUUGAGCUACCAAUGCCAAGCAUUCGAGCUCGAAAAGCAAAGGCUGAAGUGGGUGAAGUUCAGCAGCAAGAAAGAGAGGGAAAUGGAGAAAGCAAAACUAGAUAAUGAUAGGAGAAUGCUGGAGAGUGAAAGAAUGGUACUUCUGAUACGCCAAAAAGAGCUUGAAUUGCUUGAUCUGCAACAACAGCAACAUCAUCAUCACCAUCAACAGCAACAACUUUCUUCGAACAAGAGGGGUGACCCAUCUUCCAUCACUGGAUGAAUUGUAACAUAAUAGGUUAAAUCGAGUAGUUUCGUAGAUGAAACAAGCUGUUUGUUUUGUAUUUGUCUUUAAUUUAAUAGGUAAAAAUUAUCCUAUUUUCUUUCCUCUGUUAAAAUGUCUCAAUGAAGGUAGGUAAUACUUCUAUAUCUUCACUAAUAAACAGAUUUGAAUUUUGGCGACCA